Molecule: messenger RNA, 1490 nt
Organism: Oncorhynchus kisutch (coho salmon)
Lineage: Eukaryota; Metazoa; Chordata; Actinopteri; Salmoniformes; Salmonidae
Gene: fndc4b
Product: fibronectin type III domain containing 4b
Exons: 7
Coding region: 1-678 (225 amino acids)
Cellular component (GO): extracellular region; plasma membrane
Molecular function (GO): protein binding
Source: RefSeq, a predicted model, not a curated record
AUGAGAAUUGAUCAUUCAACCUUCCUCCAUGGACUGGAUACAAGUUAUUUCUGUGUUGUAACAGCAGUGCCAGUGGCUCCAGUCAACGUAUCGGUAAGUCAGCUGAGAUCAGACUCCGCCCUCAUCAUCUGGAGUGUACCACAGGGAGACAUUGUCAUCGGAUACGUCAUCUCACAACAGAGGCAGGACGGGCUGAUGCAGCGCUCCAUUCGGGAGGUGAACUCGUCAAGUCGAGCGUGUGUGUUGUGGGACCUGGAUGAAGACACACACUACAGCGUACAGGUCCAGUCCAUAGGUCUUCAGGGAGACAGCCAGCCCAGUCACACUGUCCACUUCAGGACCCUGGAGAAGACUGAUCACUACCCUAUAGGAAGCAUAGACGAUGACCCGACCAUGGAAGGGAUGGAUCUGACCCCUAACCUGCAGACUGGAGAACUACUCAUCGUCACCACUGUACUGCUACUCUGGGCAGCGGUAAUAGCUCUGUUCUGUCGUCAGUAUGACAUCAUCAAGGACAAUGACUACAAGGACAAACCCAAACGCCCCUAUGUUCGGACCGAACCAUCUUACUACAGCACCAGCGUCUCGGCUCAGAGCACGCCACUCUACUACAACGGGGGGGUGCAAGGCAGCAAGUUCCACAGGACCUCCUCUUCCUCUUCCAUCAUCAGAGUGUGACAGGAUCUCCUCAUCUUCCUCCAUCAUCAGUCUGUGACAGGACCUCCUCCAUCAUCAGAGUGUGACAGGAUCUCCUCAUCUUCCUCCAUCAUCAGUCUGUGACAGGACCUCCUCCAUCAUCAGUCUGUGACAGGACCUCCUCCUCCUCCAUCAUCAGUCUGUGACAGGACCUCCUCCUCCUCCAUCAUCAGUCUGUGACAGGACCUCCUCCUCCUCCAUCAUCAGUCUGUGACAGGACCUCCUCCUCUUCCUCCAUCAUCAGUCUGUGACAGGACCUCCUCCUCUUCCUCCAUCAUCAGACUGUGACAGGAUCUCCUCCUCUUGCUCCAUCAUCAGUCUGUGACAGGAUCUCCUCCUCUUGCUCCAUCAUCAGUCUGUGACAGGAUCUCCUCCUCUUGCUCCAUCAUCAGUCUGUGACAGGACCCCCUCCUCCUCCAUCAUCAGUCUGUGACAGGACCUCCUCCUCUUGCUCCAUCAUCAGUCUGUGACAGGACCUCCUCCUCUUGCUCCAUCAUCAGUCUGUGACAGGACCUCCUCCUCUUGCUCCAUCAUCAGUCUGUGACAGGACCUCCUCCUCUUGCUCCAUCAUCAGUCUGUGACAGGACCUCCUCCUCCUCCAUCAUCAGUCUGUGACAGGACCUCCUCCUCUUGCUCCAUCAUCAGUCUGUGACAGGAUCUCCUCCUCUUGCUCCAUCAUCAGUCUGUGACAGGAUCUCCUCCUCUUCCUCCAUCAUCAGAGUGUGACAGGAUCUCCUCCUCCUCCUCCUCCAUCAUCAGUCUGUGACAGGACCUCCUCCUCCUCCUCCAUCAUC